GCCCGGUACUUUCUGCCACGUGAGUACCUGAUGUUUGUACAGCCGCAUCGGAAGUGCUCCUUGGCCUUAACCCUCCUUAACCUCCACAUCACAUCAUCCAAUGCCUCGCGCUGAAGUCGGUACACCUAAGUAUGUCGCCAACAAAAUGAAGUCCAAGGGGCUUCAACGACUUCGAUGGUACUGCCAAGUUUGCGAGAAGCAAUGCCGAGAUGAGAAUGGGUUCAAGUGUCAUGCUGCAUCGGAAUCUCAUCUGCGCCAGAUGCUCGUCGUAGGAGAACAUGCUGGAAAACAUAUAUCAAAUUUCUCUCAGGAAUUUCAGUCGACUUUCGUUGCUCUGCUAUCAAGACGAUUCGGUACCAAGCGAGUUCGCGCCAACCAGGUUUACCAAGAGUACAUUGCCGAUAAACAUCACCUGCACAUGAACUCUACUCGUUGGGUAACUUUGACGGAAUUCAUAAAGCAUUUGGGGAGAACGGGUGUUGCUAGAGUUGACGAAACGGAGAAGGGAUGGUUCAUAGCUUGGAUUGAUAACAGUCCCAAGGCACUUGCUAAAGCUGAAGCGUCCAUGAAGAAGGAGAGAGCAACCACUUCCGAUGAACAACGGGAGCGAACGCUCAUUGCCGAGCAGAUUGAGCGUGCUGCCGCCGAAGCGGGCCCUUCGCGAUCUGAAACACCUCCAGAAGAUUUGGGCUUGAAAAGGGACGAAGGCGCUGAGAAAGUUGUCCUUUCCCUCUCUGCAAAAGCUGCAGAUGCACCCAACUCAUUCUCUCCUCCUGCUCCUCUCAAAAUGAAUGCUUUCAAGUCAUCGGCCUUCAAUCCCUUGAAACCAGCCACCAAUCCUCUCAAGCGGCCAAAUGUUUUCAAGAGUACAACAGCUUCCUCAUCCAGUUCCACGGGUACUUCAAUUGAGAAAGAUGCUAAGAAACGGGCUCUGCCUAUGUCUGCGGCUGAGCGGUUGAUUGUUGAAGAGCAGGAGCGGAAACGUAGACGAAUGGACAAGGAAAGUAUGAAUUAAGUGUAUAUAUCAGUCUGGUUUAUCAGCGGACCUUGUACAUUUGUAAACCUAGG
This is a messenger RNA of Lentinula edodes (shiitake mushroom), 1068 nucleotides long. RefSeq names its product domain of Kin17 curved DNA-binding protein-domain-containing protein. The transcript has 4 exons. The coding region runs from base 101 to 1015 and encodes 304 amino acids. The record is from RefSeq and is a predicted model, not a curated record. NCBI's taxonomy places the organism in Eukaryota, Fungi, Basidiomycota, Agaricomycetes, Agaricales, Omphalotaceae. Gene Ontology annotation, cellular component: nucleus. Gene Ontology annotation, molecular function: double-stranded DNA binding. Gene Ontology annotation, biological process: DNA damage response; DNA replication.